This is a messenger RNA of Mycotypha africana, 1380 nucleotides long. RefSeq lists its product as uncharacterized. Gene Ontology annotation, molecular function: transcription cis-regulatory region binding; DNA-binding transcription activator activity, RNA polymerase II-specific. The record is from RefSeq and is a predicted model, not a curated record. NCBI's taxonomy places the organism in Eukaryota, Fungi, Mucoromycota, Mucoromycetes, Mucorales, Mycotyphaceae. The transcript has 4 exons. Gene Ontology annotation, cellular component: RNA polymerase II transcription regulator complex. Bases 202 to 1209 code for a protein of 335 amino acids.
CAACAGCAUUGAUGGCAGCUAACAACGCUUAUUGGCAACCUUUCGCACCCACGGAUUUGAUGGACACCGCACCUAAUUUGUUACUAACACAACCUACGGCUGCAACUUCACAGCAUCUACCGCCUCAUCCUCAAAAUAUACCGCCUCCUUCGUCUGCUCCACAGCCACAAUCACAGCCUCAUCCUCAACAGCCAUGGAACAAUGACUUUAAUAGGAAAAAAUGGAAAUUAUCAUAGUAAUCAUGAUCCAAGUGAAGCUGAUAGUCCAGAUAGUGGCAGUGGAUCUUCCAAUCAUAGAAGAACUGAAUCUUACCCCACACAAGAACCCACCACACUGUCUCAGGGUGACCAGAAACAAAGACGUAAAGAGCAAAAUCGAGCAGCACAACGAGCAUUCAGAGAACGAAAAGAAAGAUACGUGAAAGAGUUGCAGUUAAAGAUCAAAGAGAUGGAAAAGAAGCACGGUGAAGAACUGAAACGUGUCAAUGAUGAAAACGAACGGCUCAAAGACCUAGUGAAAAAGAUGGAAAUUGAAAUCUACACCUUGAAAGGUGCAGCUAUGGCAUUCAAUAUGUCUAUCAAUAAACUACGUGAAGCUGGUCUUGACGUCUCACACCCCGCUCCUCCUAACGCUUCCACAACAACGACGGUUCAUACCCCCACGACCCCUCCUCAUCAGCAUCAGUUCACUAACCGUCGUCCAUCUCCACCCGUGCCUCGCUCGUCCUCUGCUACCACCACCACCACCACAUCGGCUUUGGAUCAAUUACUAUCUGAUUCUUCGUCUUCUGUCAGUACUCCGGUAGAGAGUGCUCAAUCCUUACCUUUACGGCUGCAACAACGACAACAACAAAGAAACUCAAAAGGUCAAACCAUGUUUACCGACGAUGAAUUAAUGAUGGGUGAUAAGGAAGACAACAACGGCGCGGACGAGGAAGACAAUGACAAUUUUGUAGAACGAGACGCUUAUCGAUUCAAACAGCAUCGUCCAGUGGAUCCGAGCCUUCUUCCAACAUCGUCAGCAGUCAAGAUGAUACCCUGUUCUCAAAUUUGGGAACGACUAUCACAGCAUCCGAAUUUUGAUGAAUUUGAUCUCGACAAGCUUUGUGAAGAACUGAAAAAGAAGGCGAAAUGCUCUGGUAAUGGUCCUGUCAUUCCAGAGUAUGAGUUACAAGAAGUCUUGCGCAGAAUGGAUAAUCGAAUGAUUUAAACCAGCAACACCCACGCCUACAUUACAGAGAUGAUGUAUAAUAUCUACCCUACACCCCCUCCUCCCUCGCCCUACAACGUAUACAACACACCCACACCUACACCCCCCCCCCUUUUUUUUUAAUGUUCAUUUACUUUUAUUUUUAGCAUUUAUUUUUAUCCCUUUGUUUUA